AUGGAAAAUGAUUUAAUUGAAGUAAUUUCUAGUGAGUCCUCAGAAGGCACAUCCUCAUCUGAAGAGGAAAUAAAAGAAACUAAUUAUUCUAAUGAAUUUUUUGAAGAUGGAAACGACUGAAUUGAAAUUGCAGAAUAUGGCAGAGAAGAUACUAUUCCGCCUAUGGAUCCAUAUCCGAAUAUUUCUCAAUUUACCACAAUUUCUCCAUUAGAUAUUUUCAGGGGCUUUUUCGAAGACAACAUUAUGAAUGAAAUCAUAAAAAAUUCCAACUUUAUCGCAGAAAAAAUGCGUGCCAAGCCAAAUCCAUGGUACAAAAUCAAAGAUCUGACCCCAUUAACAAAACUUGAGUUUGAAAACUGACUAGCAGUCAUCAUAAUGACAGGUCUUGUAAGUACUCCAAAAGAAACAGACUAUUGAUCCAAAGACCCGCUCUUUCGCAAUCCAGUGAUUUCUUCCAUAAUGAGUUCUUCUAGAUACAAAGGUAUUCAACUUAUGCUUAGAUUAUCUUCAACACAUUUUAAGGAUGGGAUAAACAAAUUAGAGCCUGUAUAUACCACCAUUUUUCGCGAAAUUGCAAAAAAAAUUAUAUUUUAGGAAAAAUUCAUAUUUAUAAAAGAAUGCGCUAUAAAAUAUAA
Messenger RNA from Blepharisma stoltei, 635 nucleotides. The record is from the annotation of a GenBank genome assembly. Lineage: Eukaryota; Ciliophora; Heterotrichea; Heterotrichida; Blepharismidae.